Molecule: messenger RNA, 1539 nt
Organism: Effrenium voratum
Lineage: Eukaryota; Dinophyceae; Suessiales; Symbiodiniaceae
Source: the annotation of a GenBank genome assembly
GUUUUGUAGAGAACAACAAGUCGACAGCCAGCCCACUUCGAACGUGGUCUACCUCAUCAUGGAAGGAGUUGCUGACACUGCCCUGAGAGAACAGCGCUGAUGGGGCCAUGUGCAGCAACCAGGCCAGCACUCAGGGGUGCUUUUGGCGGCUCGUGGGGAGGUGUCCAUCGUCACCCCCGCCUAGCAUUGUCCGCCUUCGGCCCACCGCUGCCUCUUCAGGCAUGGGAUCCGUUGAAAGCUUUCACUUUGGAGAGGGAUGUGGAGUCCGACAUGCUGCUUGCCAAUGAAGCAGUGGGCAGUUAUGUGCAGAGCUACAAUGUGAUGCUGACGGACCAUGCCUGGACAGCUGACUGGCAGGGAGCGCUGGAGACCCUGCAGGACAUGAGAGCCCUGGGGGUCACCCCUGACACCACGAGCUACUUUGCGUGCAUAUGCGCUUGUAGACGAGGCAGGGCCUGGGAGAAUGCCCUUGAUCUACUCACUGAUGCUUGGUCGAAAGAUUUGGAACCGGACAUUGAAUGCUACGGCCACGCGAUCCGCGCAUGCUCCAAGGAGCAGCCAGGAGAAGCCGCGAAGCUUUUGAAGGAGCUGCGCAGCUGGGGCCCAGCACCGGCACCAAGGUUUCAAACCACGCCCAUGUUGAGGUGGGCGCGGCAGUUGAAGCAGUAUGGCUGCGGUGUCGUAAAUUCAAUCGACUGGCAAGGCAUGGGGACCGUCCCGACAUCACCUGCCCGCCCUUGCUGGCUGCUGCCCAACCAGGAUCAAGUUGCGAUUCGCGUCGCAGAGCGUCAGGGGGACCUGCGGCAUGCUGGCUGGAAGGUGGUUUGGGUUGAUCCUGAAGUGGUGUCAACACUUUGCAACAAGGCUAGUAUGAUUGAGUACGCCAAGUCGAAAGGGAUCGAGGCUUCCACACCCAGGUGCUACCAAAGCUCAGAGGAAGCAGUCUACCCUUGCAUCCUGAAGCCUGCUGUCGGCACUUUCGGGAAGGAUACCCACGUGGUGCGGUCUGCAGAAGAAGUGGAACACUUGACACGCGGUGGGGACUUGCAACCCAAGUGGGUUUUGCAGGAACUUGUUGCAGGGAGGCUGGAGUAUUCCACCACGCUGCUGGUGCUCAAUGGUGAAGUUGUGGACUAUGUGAACACAAUGUAUGAGUAUGAUGGUGAAGAGUAUGUGUGGCCAUUUGUGCAAGAGGUGCGGCAUGAGUAUGUCAGCGUGCCCCACGACCAUUUGGACGUUAUGCGAGUCUUGCUGUCGGAGUUCAGCGGCAUUUGCUGCUUAGGCUACAAGCUCCGAAGUGAUGGCAGCAUUUGCAUUUUCGAGGUGAACCCUCGAAUAGGUGGUGACUUAGUGUUCGAGUGUCCAAAGAACCGAGCUCGAGCUUUAUUUGAGAAGCUGGAUUUUAUGUUUUGAUGUUUGCUGCGGAGAAAGGGUGCUGACAGUGCAGCAUACUACGGACACUGGCUGAAAAUCAGCAUAGCUUGGCAUGUCGUGCAGCCUUGCUGGUUCAAGCGGGGCUCAUGAACUUUAUCUGUUGCU